UCUCCUGCGCAAACCCCACCCCUCUCCCCUCUCUCUUGCGCGAACCCUAGCUUCCUCCCUUGCCGCUGCCACCUCCAGCCUCCGAUCCCCGUGACCAGCACACAAACGUCCGGCGAGAUCCCGGCGGUGCAGCAGCCGCCUCCCCGCCGCGGCUCGGGGGCAGGCAGCAGCAACCCGUCCCGCUGCCCUGGCUGGUAGCAGCCCCUCGCGUCGCCCUCCUCGAUCCAGAUCCCUCGCCCUAUCAUGAUUCUUGUGGCCUCUUCGACCGCAACGGCGAUGUGCGGAAGGUCAACCGCAAGUACUUCGACCGCGACGUCUGCCGCCUCUUCCUCGCCGGCCUCUGCCCCCACGACCUCUUCCAGCUCACGAAAAUGGAUCUCGGACCCUGCCCCAAGGUCCACUCGCUGCAGCUGCGGAAAGAGUAUCCUUCUUUUCAUUUAAACACCUCUGUCAUGUUUUGCUUCGGUAAUUUCUUUUCUUGGUUCCCAACCACACAGCACGCCUGUGGUUGUUCAUCAUUGCCUUCCCGAGCUCCUGGUAGCUAUGAGGAGGUAAAAGCAAAGGGGACGGAGAAUUUCGACAGGGAGCUCGAGGACAUGAUAGACAGGCUCAUUGUGGAGUGCGAGCGCAAGAUCCAGAGGGCGCUCAAACGCCUCACCGACGAGGAUGCCAAGCCUGCUAUCGCGAUAUCUGUCUCCGAGGUCACUCAGGGUCAUGAGGGAAGAUAUACCAUAUAUAUUCACGCCUCAAGGGAAGCUGCAACCUGCAGAAUGCAAGAAAGGGCUGUUGUGUGUUGCGUCCUCGCCAUGUCUGGACAUCAAGGUUGGGCAGACCUACCAGAUGUCCUGCUUCAUUCGAUUGUUGCUCUGCUGGGCUCCUUCUCUGACCUUCUUGCCUUCGCGGAUGAGCACCUGAUCAGCGCCGACAUGUGUGCCCGCAAGGUCGUGGGGUGCGAGGUCUAUGAGCUGGUUGAGCCGCCGCGCGAAGACAUCACUUCCCUCUUCGUUCACGCUUGGCCGCUGCCACCGGCUCUCUGCUCAGGUGCAAGACAGAGACACGCCACCAUGCAAUGAUUCUUCUUCCACUCGCAGGCCUCCCACUCCAGUAACUCUUUUUUUGCUCCAGCAUAGCAUAGCUGGUGAUUUGUUUCUUGGAAUUUGGAAGAGGAAGACGAUGAAGCGUGGUGGUUAUCUAUCAAUAUGCCUUGUGUUCUGGUUGUACUUCAUAGCUAGUUUCAUUGUAUUUUGUACUGGUCUGGUUGUAUGAACAGGAUGUAAAGAUUGUAAUAGGCUACAUUUAUUGGUCUGGUUGUAUUUUGUACUGGUCUGGUUGUACUGCUCUGGUUGUACUGGUCUGGUCAUUUCAAGUAUAUAGUUCUGUUUCAU
Messenger RNA from Triticum dicoccoides, 1385 nucleotides. RefSeq lists its product as uncharacterized. The transcript is spliced from 6 exons. Gene Ontology annotation, molecular function: mRNA binding. Gene Ontology annotation, cellular component: U1 snRNP. Lineage: Eukaryota; Viridiplantae; Streptophyta; Magnoliopsida; Poales; Poaceae. The record is from RefSeq and is a predicted model, not a curated record. Bases 372 to 1073 code for a protein of 233 amino acids. Gene Ontology annotation, biological process: mRNA splice site recognition.